CUUUCCAGCUUCGUACGGUCAAUCCUAACCUCGGAAUUUAUAAACGAGAGAGAGAAGUUUCUCCACGGCGAACGUCUCUGGAGUCCAAGUCGCGACGCAAGGAGGUUAAGAGGCGCCGCUGCAUCACGCGGUGGUAAACAAUGGCAUCGGCGACAGCGUCGUCGUCGUCGGCGACGUCGUCGUCGGGCGCGAGCCAGCCGUCAUGGGAGCCGCACCGGAUCACGCAUCUCAAGCCGUCCUUCGACAGCCACGAGAUGGCCCUCGCCUGCCGCAAGGACCUCUGGCACAAGUUCAUCGUCUUCGACGGCGCCCUGUACCGACGCACCAACGUCCUACGCGCCGUUAUAACCACCUGCGAGCCGGCGCUCCUGCUGCCGAUCAUGUACGCCGUCGAGGACGAGAACAAGAGCACGUUCCUCGCGCAGUGCGCCAGCAACGCGAUAGAGAACCUCGUGAAGCAGGGUCUGUGCAUAACGCUGUCCGGCGGCCAGGAGCUGCGCAUGGACGUCGUGCUCGGGUUCCUCGGCGUGCAGGAGCUGCAGGUGAACACGAGCAAGAUCAUCGCGGAGGCCCUGCACAGCCGGUACGAGCCGAUGAAGAAGGUGUUCAAUCUGGACGACUUCGAGAACGAGAAGGCGCUCGGCUCGAUAUUCUGUCCCAUCUCCAUACCGAAGAUCUUCGACCUGGUGCUGCGCUGCAGCAAGACGGGCAUCAUGGGAAACAGCCGGGAGCUGCAGCAGCUGCGGCUGCCCGUGCGCGAGCUGAGCCUGAGGAACAACAAGCUCACGGCCAUCAUACUGUUCGACAAGUUCUUCAAUUACCACCUGACCAAGCUGGACCUGAGGCACAAUCAGAUCCUGGACGUCAAGUAUCUGCGUUACUUCUGCGAGUUCAAGAUAAGCGAGGUUUGGCUGGACGGGAAUCCGCUGUGCGCCCAGUACACCGACUCCCAGAGCUACAUACAGGCCGUGAAGAACAUUUUCCCGCAUCUACAGACGCUGGACGGGGUCGUCAUAGGAAUGCAGAAGAAAUUUGUGCCGAGCAUACAGAGCAAUUAUCUCAGCAACGGAUCGAAGAUCCCUCUGAUCAGGCAGUUCAUCAAGCAUUUCUUCACGCUCUACGACCAGGAAGAUAGAAUAGUUCUGAACGGCCUGUACGAUAAAAAUGCGUUCUAUUCCAUGACGUUAGGUAGCGUAACGAAUCACGUGCAUAAAGAGAUCGUCAAGACGUUCGCCACAAACAGAAACUUGUUGAAGUUCGUCGAUUACGCCAAGUAUCACGAGUUGUUGUUUUGGGGGCCUGAGAAGAUCAUCACCGCCCUUAAGCGGCAGCCACCGACAGCGCACAAUUUCAAAACGUUUCACAUAGACUUGUUGUGCGAAGAGGACAGUUACAUAGUCGUAUCCGUGCAAGGAUUAUUUUGGUAUCGCUUGUCCCACUGUCCGCCUAUGCUGUUCAACAGAACUUUCAUUAUCGUACGGAAAGAAGACAACGAAUACUGCAUCGUCAACGAUCAGUAUCACAUCGACGGUACGCCCGCCAGCGCGACCAACGACGUGAAAUUUGACCCGAGACCCGUCCCUAAAUUUACUCCGACGGUGCUCAGCGUGUCGGAAAAGGAACAGCUGCUUAGAUUUUUACGCGAACUCACUACGAUGAACAUUCGAUACUGCUACAAAUAUCUCCAGGACGCGGAAUGGGAUAUAAGAAGCGCGAUCACUAUAUUUAUGAAGAAUUACUCGGUCAAUGACGUUCCUCCAGAAGCCUUUCAAUGAACGCACAAUUGUGUUGGACUUCGAUAGUUUUUAAGAGAAUAGCUUAGUGUAAAAAAAAACACAUGUCGUUUGUAAGAGAAUAAUGCACACCAAUUUUUCUAUUGAUCCAUUUAUACUUAAAUAAUUGCUAAUAUUUCAUUUAUAUAAAGGGUUCUUGUUUAUACAGCUUAAACUUGUUGAAAGGAAAGAGAUAAAAAAAUCUCCCGUCAUUCUGUUUCAAUUGUAAAAAAGUUUUACGUGUAAUAUUUACAAAGCUAACGGA
This is a messenger RNA of Vollenhovia emeryi, 2037 nucleotides long. Its product is annotated as nuclear RNA export factor 1-like. Gene Ontology annotation, cellular component: nucleus. The transcript is spliced from 2 exons. The record is from RefSeq and is a predicted model, not a curated record. Bases 141 to 1775 code for a protein of 544 amino acids. NCBI's taxonomy places the organism in Eukaryota, Metazoa, Arthropoda, Insecta, Hymenoptera, Formicidae. Gene Ontology annotation, molecular function: protein binding; RNA binding. Gene Ontology annotation, biological process: poly(A)+ mRNA export from nucleus.